AUGUCCUUUUCGUUCGAAUGGCCCCGCUUCUCCGAUCAGUUUCACGCCGACGCUAUUGAGAUGCUCAACUCGGCUCUGAACAAGGGUGCGAAGCCCCCCGUCAUCGCAGACAAGAUUGAGGUCGUUGAACUGGAGAUGGGCACGCAGCCGCCCGAGCUUGAGAUUCGCGAUAUCGGGGACUUGACCACCGAUCAGUUUCGUGGAAUAUUUCGGCUAACAUAUGCCGGGGAUGCGCAUCUCGUGUUACGCACGAAGGUUCAGGCGAACCCUCUAAACCAUAAGCAACACGAAAUACACCUCAUGGGCGGCUCCCGCGGCAUGCUCGCCGCCAAGCAGCCCCUCGUCGUCCCCAUGCUCCUCCGCCUUUCCCACUUCCGGCUCAAUUCGUACAUCGUCCUCGUCGUAUCCAAACAAAAGGGCAUCACGCUCGUCUUCAAGACCGACCCGCUCCAGAACGUCGAUAUCAACAGCACCUUCGACUCGAUCGCCGUUAUCCAGAAGUUCAUCCAGAAGGAGAUUGAGGGCCAGCUCCGGCAGAUGUUCCGCGAGGACCUGCCGGGCAUCAUUCAUCGCCUCAGCCAACAGUGGGUCAAGGCGAAGGUCGAGGCGCCUUAUCUAGACAAGAAGCCAUCAUCACAGACGGCAUCGUCGCGGCCGUCUGUGGAGAGGAUGACAAUGUCGGCUCCCGAUCUUAGAAACCUGGCUCCCCGCUUUCCUGCUGUCGGACUGCAGCCAAGCUUUGGUUUGGGCACGCCGGCCCCACCCCCGCCGUAUCCACGCUCGCAGUCGCUGUAUGGGGCUACCUCGGUAGCGAGUACGAGCCGACGCAGCGCCGCAACGACGGCGGCACGGACUUCUCCUUCCCGGACACGUCCUGCGCGCGCAUUGGAUGCGCCCGAGACGGCGUUUCCCGAUAUCGAGAACUUCGACCCGACGUACGGGCUGCGCCCCGAGGGCCUGCCGGCGAAGAGCGUGUUCGGCGGAUUUGGGCGGCUGUUCGGGGCGAACAGGGGCCUCGCGGACCUCGCGGAGGAGCCAAGCGACGGUGAAGACGAGUUUGAGGAGGGCGCGUCUUACGACGUGGUCGACUGGGAGGACAUGCUGCCCGAUGACAGCACGCGCGCGCCGUCAGUCGCAGACGCGAACGAGUACGAGGACAUGCGCGCCGACGUGGGGGAGUACGAGACGCUCCCUGCUGUCGGUGGAGGCGUCAUCACGCGUCCGCGCGUCGUGCACGCACAGUCACAGAUUCAGACGCCCGUAUCUGCAGGGGGGUCACGCAUGCCGCGUGCCCCAUCUGUUGCGUCGACGCCGCCGCUCACUCGUGCCGCGCUCGAGCGCCUCACAUCACCUGGCUCCGUGCCGAUCCUGACGCCACACCCAGUCCCGCGCCGUGCGAGCUCUAUGUACAAUCCUUAUUUUCCCGACGUCGGCCCCUCGCGCAAUGGCCACGCGCGUGCGACCUCGACGCCGCCCACGCCACCGCUGUAUCGCUCGCCAUCGAGCGUCCACACGCAGCCAUCGCGCUCGAGCUCGCACACGCACUCUGUCCCGACGCCGCCCUCGACCGACCUCCUGCAUGCACACGCCUCCCCCUCGCAGCCCCAGCGCAAACGCCGCCCCUCUCUCUCCUCCUCCACCUCCUCUCCCUACCCGUACCCCGCCUUCGCCUCCGCCGCAGGCACACACCCGCUCGACGCGCUCUUCCCGGACCCCCUGCACGCGCAGGACCCGGACCCCGCCCCGCAGGCCGUCGUGCUCCGCCCCGCGCUCAACAACCACGUCUCGCAGAUCGCGACGCUCGCGCACUCUAACCACACGCUCUCGCCAUACACCCGCGCCCUCGAGCACUUCACCGUCCGCUCCGUGCCCCCGCGCGCGCUCGCGCCGCCCCCUGCGCCCCCCGCGCCCGUGCGCGCGCGGCGCAGGCGCACGUAUAGGCUCGGCGGCGUGGGCACGGGCGCGGGUGCGACCGACCCCGCUUCCGUUCCUCCCUCGCCCCCACGUCCGCACGCGCGCGGCGGCGCAGGUGCAGACGCGGACGCGAGUUGCGGGGCCGCACACGCGGCGGGGCUCGGCGCGCCCGCAUCACCCGUGCUGCCGAGCGAGUUUGACGCGGAGGAGAUGGACCGGUAUUUCCGCGCGCGGGACGAGCUUGAGCAUUACCCGCCGGAGCUGCACCCGUCGCACGUGCGGCGGCGGCGGCACGCGUCGUACCAGGCUUCGUGAUCUCUGGCGGCGGCGGCGGCUGUGUACGUUAUGUCGGCGAUUGUAGAGGAUACGAUAGGUUGUGUAUGUGGGGGAGGGGGCGGGGCGGGGGCGCGUGGUUGGUAUCUUAGGAUCUUCUUUUUUGUCCGUUUCGCAUUCGCAUUCGCAUUCGCCUACGUACGCCUACGCCGUUUCUUUUUGUUUGUCUUUCUUUCGUAUGGCCCAUCUCUAUCUACUUAGACUGUCUCUUUCACGUGCGAUAUGAAUCGCGGCGCUGACGGACCUGUUUGUAUCUAUGCCCACCCGGCCCGUACUGGUAGCCCCCUCCCCAUUUCUUGCGCACCUCACGUUGAGUUUUUCUCGCUCGCGACUUGGUCUUGUGUGCUUGCCAGAAACCAUAAACUAACGGCGUGACCACAGUGGACGCGCUC
Heterobasidion irregulare TC 32-1 is the source of this 2639-nucleotide messenger RNA. RefSeq lists its product as uncharacterized. Gene Ontology annotation, molecular function: lipid binding. Gene Ontology annotation, cellular component: ERMES complex. NCBI's taxonomy places the organism in Eukaryota, Fungi, Basidiomycota, Agaricomycetes, Russulales, Bondarzewiaceae. The record is from RefSeq and is a predicted model, not a curated record. The transcript has 3 exons. Bases 1 to 2229 code for a protein of 742 amino acids. Gene Ontology annotation, biological process: phospholipid transport; mitochondrion organization.